AUGGGAAACUGUCACACUACGUGCUUCAAUACUAGCAGUCUCGAGUUCUACGACGCGUGGAGGCAUCCGUCGAUUCGACGGCCAUUCAAUACCAAAACCUAUCAAAAUAAAGGCGAGACAAAGCUCUGGAUGUGCAAACGCGGAUGCUGCUCUGUCCGUUGGAAACUUGAUUAUGCUGAGUUCCAAAGUUACUUUAAGUACGUCGAGGUGUCUCCUUAUGUCGUGCUGCAGGACAAAACACGGCAGUGCAAGUGCGUCAUGUGUUGUGGAGUAUCUAAUGCCGUAAGGCGAUGGGACGGCCCUUCGGUACUCAAGCAGAAUAGGAACAUGGAGACUUAUGAAGGAAGAAUAUCUACGAACAUUUUAAUGUAA
This is a messenger RNA of Plasmopara halstedii, 372 nucleotides long. RefSeq lists its product as uncharacterized. The coding region runs from base 1 to 372 and encodes 123 amino acids. Lineage: Eukaryota; Oomycota; Peronosporomycetes; Peronosporales; Peronosporaceae. The record is from RefSeq and is a predicted model, not a curated record. The transcript is spliced from 3 exons.